AUGUCUACAGAAGAUGGAGAUUUCAGUAAAACAAUGGAUGAAUCAGAAGAUGCAAUAUCCGAAAGACCUUUUGAGUGUAUCCUGGACGAUUCCUCCAGUGAUGAGGACACAGUAUCAAGUUCUCAAGUACGUCCUGAGGUCCUUCAAGACAAAUCGCCUCCUCAGGCACCUUCUGAAAUCCUUCAAGAGGAAUCACCCUCUCAGGUACCUCUUGAGUCCCCACAGGAUAUAUCAGAAUCUCACGUACCUCUUGACGUACCCGAAGACAAAUCGACAUCAGGAUUGACUUCCCGUGGACCAGGAAGGAAGGAUCUCUCUGACGAGGAUGUUGAUGAAAUAAUUCUCUCGAUAACAUGGGUGAACGGUCGAGUCGGUGCGGCCUACUACAACAUUGUGACGUCAGAGUUAUUCGUAAUGGAAGAUAUAAUUGAAGAUGAAUUCAAUUACUGCAUUACACGCAGUUUGUAUAAGCAGUGUGAGCCUCGUUAUGUGAUUACAUCAUCAGGGAGUCCAGACGCCUUCAUAAAUAUUCUGAAGAAGCUGAUCAUUAAGGACACAGCUGACACUUCGUUUUCGAGUAGUUCUUGUGUGGACCAAGCCUCACAGGUCGUCCUAAAAAUCCUCCCAAAGAACGCCAACACCUUUGACGAUUGCAUCAACCGAGUGAAUCUCCUCAAACUACGUUCAGAACCCAAAGAAAUGAGCAACACCGAGCGAAUAAUAUUCCUCCAGUCAGUUCUUAAUUACACUUCAAGAGUAAUGAUUCACGCUCUGGGGAUGCUCCUGAAGUACAUUGACACCAAUUGGGGGAAAAUAGCUCUAGAUCCCAAAGGAGAUGCCAAUUACCUCUACAUCAAUUACAUCAGACUUCAAGAGCUCGUGAUGAUCGAGGAGGAGACCUUCAAGGAGCUCAACAUCAUGCAGUCGAAGUAUCACCCCAGUCUCUUCAAAUUUGGUAUGUCGAUAAAGCACGAGAGGAUGAGUCUCUUCACGUUGUUGAAUCGCUGUCAAUCGAGGAUUGGUGUUAAGUACCUCUGGAGACUGAUGCAGCAACCAACAAGAAAUAUUCGAGUACUUCAGGAACGUUUUCGUGUAACUGAGUUCUUCCUCAAUCCCGACCACACCAAUAUCUUCGAGAGCCUCAGGAAAGGUUUGAAGAACAUCGUGAGAUUGACUCCUGCUUUGCUCAAUCGUUAUUCCACACCCCUGGCUAAACCCUACGAUUGGAAAAAAUUGAGUCGGAGUUUUUCGAGUGUUAUUCACAUCGGGGAGUUGUGCGAUAUCUACAGAGACUCAGCUGAUGUCUUCAGAAAAGUUGCUGACUCCAUUACCAGGCACAUGCAUCAGUCUCGUUAUUUCAUUGAUCUGAUCGUUGAUCAUGAGAUGAGCAAGAAGCUGGAAAAAUUUACGGUUCGAGCUGGGGUAGAUAAUGAGCUCGAUGAGCUCAAUGCUGUGAAGAGAUCCCUUCCUGAUAUGUUGGCUAAGUACGUCGAGAAGGAUCUGCAAUUAUUGCCUAAUUCUGUCAAGUCUGCUAAACUCAUUUAUCUUCCUGAUAUUCUGUUUCUCCUGGGAAUCACCGAAUGGGUGGGAGAUUCCCCCGCCGGGGUCGAGAUCGAAGGGAUGGAGUUUAAGUGCUGCAUCGGAGGCAUACGACAUUACAAGAGUGCAACUACUAGAGAACUCGAUGAGUCUGUAGGGGACAUUCAGGGCAAGAUACACCAUCGUCAGAGUAUUAUUCUAAUGAAAUUGAUUAGUUUUAUUGACGAAGACAUUGGCUCCCUCCUCAAGUCAAUUGAAUGUUGUGCAGAAUUGGAUGCACUGAUGUCUCUCUCGACAGUAGCUCGUGGCCACAAUUACACUCAACCAAAAAUGGUGAAGUGUCACGUAAUUGACAUCAAGGAUGGAAGACACCCCUUGCAAGAGUUGUCAAGCCAAUACGUUCCAAAUGACACGCAAUCGGGUGAAGAUCACAGCCUCAUCAAGAUCUUUUCUGGUCCAAAUGCCUGCGGCAAGACAGCCUACAUGAAGCAAACAGCACUGAUCGUGUACAUGGCACAUAUCGGUUGCUAUGUGCCAGCAAGCUCUGCUAGGAUCGGAGUAAUCACCAAUUUUCUGAUGCAGGUUCCCUCGAUAAAGAGCAACAGCUACAACGCCAGCUCCUUCCUCGUUGAUUUACGCCAGGUCAACAGCAUUCUGUACUCGUCAACUCCAAAUUCUCUGAUCCUCAUGGAUGAAUUUGGUAGAGGAACUGCUGAGCGCGAUGGCCUGUCUCUUCUCGCUGGUAUAAUCUACAACUUCAUCAAACGCAAGAACUACUGUCCCCAUGUCUUCGUUGCUACCCACAUCCACAGAAUCCACACUGUCCUUCCACCAGAUCCAAUAUUUGAAAUGCAGAUGUUCGAUUACAUGCUCAAUGAGGAGAAUAAUGCGCUGGUCUUUCUCUACAAGGUGAUACCAGGCUGUGUCAAAAAGAGUUUCGCCCAUCAGGUUGCGAGGAGUAUGAAGUUGCAAAAUGAUGUUCUAGCUGAAGCUGUUGCAAUAUUCGAGAUCAUGACGAUGGGCCAAAUACCAGGGGUUAACCCUGAGGACGAUGGGAGAGUCAUGAUGAGACGAAUCGCUAAUUUGUCUAAUGGUCAAGAUCAGCCGGGGAAAAUCAAGGAUUUUAUCAGGACUGCCAUGGCUAGGAAGACGUAA
This is a messenger RNA of Fopius arisanus, 2694 nucleotides long. The record is from RefSeq and is a predicted model, not a curated record. Lineage: Eukaryota; Metazoa; Arthropoda; Insecta; Hymenoptera; Braconidae.